CUGGGUCAGACAGGUUGCCAUGCCAGGCUUAUCAAGGCUCUCAGGAAAGAUUUGUGGCUGGAGUUUUGCUGGGAAGCAUGGGAGAGUGAGGGCUGCAGUAUGAGGAUGCUGUCAGGCUCCCAGGGAGCCACAGCACAGCUGGGAGAGGAAUCUGGGUGCUGGUCCUACUGCCCAUGGUGGAGGGCUUGGUGCAGGAACCUGGGUCCAGCCAGACUCUGGGGCUCCAAUGCCUGCCCCAGUCCUGCUGCUCUGGCCCUGGGAGAAGUGGAUCUCAGCCCCUUGUCAGGGAGCAGCCUGAGUCCACCUUGGCUGGUGGGGUCCUGGGCCAAGCCCUGCUGCCAGCACAGCUGUGGGCAGUUCCCAGCCCCACAGCACGGGCGAAUGGCACAGUAGGUCCCACGUGGGCCAGGCUCACUGGCCAAAUCCUGCAGCACAUACACCUCCCCUCCUGCUAAAACUCCCUGACCAGGGCCCAUCGUACUGCUGGGACUGGAUGUCCUGGCACACUGCAGCUCUGAGUCCCGCCAAUGGACAGGGACAUUAUUGACUGGUUUGCUGCUAGUGGUUUUCAUAGAAACCUCACAUAAUCCAUCCAUCUCCCCAUGAGCCAAGGGACCCUCACAGCUGCCAAAUCUGCCCUGCCACCAGCAACUUCUGCAGUGCCCUUAUCUCCAAUCAGUACAAAAAGCAGCUGAUUCCUUGUUAGACAAGGAGCUUGGAAGAGCCGAAAACCUCAGGCAGAUCCGGUGUUUAAGGCCUCUCAGUGCCUCUCAUGCUGCUGGGCACCUGCGUGGGAGCACGGGGACGUGCUGUACCAGAGUCCUGGCAUGGCUAAGCUGGGGUCUGGGCAUGGCACCACUGAAAGGCUUCCUGCCCCUCUGGCCUCAACCACGAGCAAGUCAGACACCUGUGCAGGUGGCCCUGCCUCACUGGGGGAUUGAAGGUGUGCCACCAGACAUGUGACAGUGGGAGGUGUCCUGGAGAGGGUCAGAUCUAGAGAGAGCAUAGUCUCUUGGCUUCCCCAGUGAGGACUCAUCCCAGGCACAGCAUGUGCAAGUGGCACACGGGGCUGCUCAGUGAGCACCGCUGCCGUCUGGCAGUGGGCCUGGGGGUGUCAGCAGGGGGUCGCUUCAGGAUUUCAUUCAGACCUGGGUGGGCAUCUGGCCCUGGGGCUGCCGUACACGUGGACGCGGCUCCACGUCCCGCAGGGAGCUGGUCCGGCAGGUCCGGUUCGGCAGGGGGUGAGCUUGGGACAGGAGGUGUUUCUGCGGCCGCUGCCAGCUCCCUCUGUGAGCUCUUUUCACUUCCUCUCCACUCGCUGUGGAGCAGCAUGCGCCUGGCUCGUACCACAGGAAUGUCCCCAAGCCGCACGCGCCGGCAACGAGCAGCCCAGGAUCGAGGGCAGGCCGGGCACUCGCUUGAAACUGGUGGCAUCCGGUCCCGGCACUGCGGCACACGGCUCCGGCCGGCGGGCUCGGGUGCUCUCAGGAUCGGUCUCGGCCCCAAGUUCACUGCCCUCGUCCUCCGGCGCGCUCGGUGCUCCGGACCAGCGGCGGCAGCUGCCGCUGCGCCUUUACCCGUUGCCAUGGCUGCUUUGCUGAUGGCGCAUCGCCUGCUGCUGCCGUUACAUCAUUCCUGACAGUGCUCCACGCUGGCAGAGGGUCCGAGCAGUUCCAGACGUGCCCCCGGCACCUCCUGCACGUGGGGAGCGAGCCUGAGAGGGAGAAGUUUGGCAGUGAAUUCAAGCGAGAGGCAUCGUUUCACAGGAGCUUCAGCCUGGAUUGAAACAGCUCUGAUGGCUCUGUCAAAUAUCUCCUUGUGGAUUCGGGAUGCCUGGGCUGUGGCCACCUCUAACCUGGACCUCGAGAGCAAGAAAGCUGCCCCCACCAAGCUGCCAUGGCAGCAGCCUGUGAACGUCUUCCUGGCAGCUGGGCGUCCACCAGGCAUGGAGCAACUGCACCAGGAGGCCCAGCUCAACCUCCAGAGCUUGCUGCAAGAGGAGUAUGAGGAGCAGUACACCGAGAGCAGGGUCACUGGGCAGACCUUCCGCUCUUCUGGUCACCUGCCCCCUGACACCUCCCCUGAACCAUCACCUCGACCCCCACCUGCCAAGCGCCUUGAGUUCGUGCUUAUGCCCCCGAGCCAGCGAGCGGCUGAAGAGGAGACCACCAGCAGCACUGUGCUCAGUGCUCAGCCUCCUGACACCUCCCUGAGCCUCCCCACCAGCCCGGACAAGCAGCCCCCCUGGCCCAGGGCCUUCCCCUUGCCCCCCGAGGAGGAGAAGCAGUGGCACCAGCCCAGCUCCAUCCAGACCAAUAUUGUCCCCAUCAAUGUCUCCGGGCAGCACUUUGCUAGGCACGUGAGUGCUCGUCACUCCCUGUUUAACACAGAGACUGCGAUGAACCCAAAGUCCACCCUGCGGCGUAGACGGACCAUUAUUGGAUUCCCUAACCUGUCCCUGCGAGACCAAGGCAGCGCCAACGGCCCCACAUCCAGCACACAUGUACCCAUCAGUGAGUCCCUGUCCUGCAGCUUUGUGCCUGAGACCACGAGUAGGGGGAUGACGUCCCAGGAGAUCAGCCCUCGUCCACCCCUCUCAGCCCCACUGAGAAAGACCUUCAGUGACCUCGGGGCCCGCCACUGCCAGCCACCUGCUGCCAUGGAUGGGGCAGCCAACCCCUGUGCCAGUGCCUGCAAUGGGACACAGGGCACCCUUUUUUCUCCGCCGUGGACCCCCCCGGGUUAUGGGAGCCCCCCCGGCCUUACCACUGGCCCAGGCAAGGGGCCCACCUGCACCUCACAGGGCAGCUUCAUCCCAUCACCCAGCCCAGGUUCACCCGCCGCCUCCACCUCCUUCUUCAUUGCCACAGAAGAGCACAUGGGCAGCAAUGGGCCCAGCUUUUUCUCUGGCCCAGUGCCUGCUUCACCCCCCAGCUCCGGGUGCAUCCAGGGAGCCAAGGGGAAUUUCUUGCCAGGAAGCCAAGAGGAGCUGGGGCCAGCGGCAGGGCCAGCGCAGCUGGAGGUGGAACGGGCAGGGUGCCGGUUCCGUGAGCGGUCACUGUCAGUGCCCACUGACUCAGGGUCCCUCUGCUCUGUGGACAUCGCAUAUGCUGAGACCCGGCGGGGCAGCGCCAACUAUGCCCUGAGCUACCCCAGCGCCAGCUCCGAGGGCAGCACCAGCACUGACAACAUCUCCCUGGGGCUGGAGCCUGAGGGGCAGCGACGGCGGCGCUCCAAAAGCAUCUCCCUGAAGAAGGCCAAGAAGAAGCCCUCGCCACCCACACGCAGCGUCUCACUGAUCAAAGAGGGGCAGGACGGUGAUGUGGGGCUCAGUGCGGCACUGCCCAAGGACCAGCGGCCCAAGAGCCUGUGUAUCCCACCAGAGCUCCAGGGUCACCGGCUAGUGCACACCAACCCCCAGGGGAGUGCAGGAAGGGAGCCCAACAGCACAGCUGCCCCCCACCAGUGGCAUCUCAUGGACUGGAGGGCAAGCAGUGAUCCCUACCAGUCCCUUUCUGGCUCAAGCACAACCACAGGGACCACAGCUGUUGAGUGUGCCAAGACACAGGGCAGCUCUGAGUCCCUCGUGUCCCCUUCAGUCUCCAGGGCCACGACGCCCUCCCAGCUCUCUGCCGAGGCAGACCUCAAGACCUCCUCACCAGGCAGACCCACAGGGCUGAUGUCCCCAUCCAGCGGGUAUUCCAGUCAGUCGGAGACCCCAACCCCCACUGUACCCACCUCCACCAUUCUGGGGCACUCCCCACACCAGGUGCGUGUGAGGCCACUGGUCCCCGAGAGGAAAUCCUCUCUGCCCCCCACAUCCCCCAUGGAGAGGAGCCCCAAGGGCAGGCUGUCCUUCGACGUCCCACUGACUCCACCCGCCCACCUUGACCUCUCAGGGCUGAAGAUCUCCCUGAAGGGGAAGACUAAGGUCAGCCGGCACCACUCUGACUCCACCUUUGGCACCAAGCUGGCCCAGAAGACCAGUCCCAUCACACCCAUCAUGCCCGUGGUGACACAGUCCGACCUGCGCUCUGUCCGUCUCCGCUCCAUCAGCCGCUCAGAGCCAGAGGACAACACUGAUGGCCCAGAGCACACAGAGGAGCCAGCACACAUCCCCUGCCCAGGGCCGGAGAGAAAAGUGAAGCCACCCGUGGCAGAGAAGCCACCACUCGCCAGGCGCCCCCCGUGCAUCCUGCCCAAGCCCCCAGUUCUGCGGGAGGAGGGUCCACUGUCCCCUAAAUCCCCACCAGGCACUACCGCCAAGGAAAAGGGGCUGGCACAAGAUGCCUUUGUGGUGCUGCGGAGAGGGGAGCUGAGGAGGGGUCUGGGGGAGCCCCAGUUGUCCCUGACCCCAGCGGGGCCCCGGCAGCUCUCGCAGGGCAGCCUGGAUGAGCUGCGGCCAGAGCGGAGCGGUGCUGAGGGGGAGCGCAGGAAGGCCAAGGUGCCCCCGCCCGUGCCCAAAAAGCCCAGCGUGCUGUACCUGCCACUCAUCCCAGCUCCAGCACAGCUGGGAGCUGGUUUGGGGGACCUGCCACCCACCCCCAGCCCCAUCAUCACCCUGGACACUGACCCCACCUGCUGCGACCCUGAUGCUGAGGAUCCACCAUCUCCCAAGGCUGUGGGCACCAUGCCUGCCAGUGAGCCUGUCUCAGAGCAAGGCAGCUCAGCGGAAGCCGGCAUGGAGGAGAAGAGCUUUGCCAGCGACAAGACAGCCGAGUCCAUCGUGGAGGAAGACGACGAGGUGUUCACAACAUCCCGCACAACGGAGGAUCUCUUCACAGUGAUCCACAGGUCAAAGAGGAAGGUCUUGGGGCGGAAAGAGCCUGGUGACACCUUCAGCAGCCGACCCACCUCCCACUCACCUGUAAAGACUUCAGGCUCCCCAGCUGGCGAGUCUCUGGCAGCAGCGGGCAGCAGUGGGAAGUCUUCCAGCAGGAAUGAGGAUUUUAAAGCUCUGCUCCAGAAGAAGAGCAGCAAAACAAGCCCCGGUACUCGGCCAUCUGCCGCCGAACUGCUCAAGACCACAAACCCGCUGGCCCGGAGGGUCAUCACAGAGUUUGCCCCUGAGCUGGACGGUGAAAACAGCCUCAAAAGCCAGCCCUGACCACACAGGGGCUCCUCCAGCCAGAGGGGUGACAAUGGCUGCAGAGAGAGCGCUGCUGCAGAGGCCUGUCCUGGCUGCUGGGGAGCCCUGUAUCCUGCUGGGGGGUUCUUCUGCUUUUGUUCCUUACUUGGAGAGCUGCUGACAGAGAGGCAGUGGCUGGAGCCCAAGGUCUCAUAACUCUGGGCCCUUCCCACAGAGGGAAGUUGCUGAAACUGGCCCUGGCUGAGCCAGCUCCUGGAAUUGAAGGCACCUGCCUAGGAAGCAGAACAGGAUCACAGCCUCUGGUCUUGCCCCAUGCCUGCAGCAAAACAGCUUGAGACUUUUUGGUCCCUUUGGCAUGUGGUACUUUAAACAGAUUUUCUAAUGCACAGUGGUGGUGAUGUUUGAUUCUCUUCCCUUUGACAUUGUACCUUGAGUUUCCCAUGCAGAGAUCCCCUGGUUGAAUUCAGCUGGACACACAGAUGCACUUUGGGAAGACGCCAGGGGUUCAGCUGGAUCUGCGGUUGCUUUUGAAGAGUCACAGGAGGUUCCCUGUCAUUGCCCUGAGCAUCCUCCCUAGCACACAGGGAACUGGCACCCGGCGUCCGCAGCCAGCGCCACCACCUCAAGCCAAAUCCCCACCCCUUGAAAGCCCCCAGAAUGCUGCAUUUUGGAGCUCCUCAGCUCUCAGUCCAAAAACAAACCUUGGGGUCAUCUCCACUACCAGUUCCCCCUGGCCUCACUGCACAGGGGGUCUGGCAGCCACCCCACUCCCAUGCCGGGGGUCCUGCACCCACCUGCCAACUGGGGCAAUGAGGGUGCUGUGCCAUGGGAAGGAAGCUAAUCCCCAGCUCUGCCUCCUGCAUCUCUACAACAGACCCUGUGACAACUUCUCCUGCUGCCCUGGCCACCAGAGGUCCUGAGAUACUACCAAGAUGGUGGCUGGAAUCCAGAUGGACUUCACCUGAGCCACCUCCCUGGUGACUCCAGGGUCCCCCCAGGAUUGCCCACCACUCACCUGUGCCCUCUGGCUACCAGGGAGCUGAGCAAGGCCGAGUGGGACACAUGCCAUUAGGGCAGGUGCACAGGGCCGUGGAAGAGGGUUUGAACGUCCCCAGGUGGGAUUCAUCCCCCUCACUCCCAGCUGCCUCUUCCUGGCUUGGCUCCAGCAUGGGGGUCCAGCAGCCAGUAACAGAGGCUGUGGUGUGGAGCUCGGGGCAGGGCAGGGAGGAAAUGUGAGCUCCGAGCAGGAGCACGGCCACACGCCCAGAGAAACAGGAAGGGCCAGCCACGGCUGACAAGGAAACAGGGCAUUUAGGAAAAUUUCUGCUUGAUUUCUUGAUGUAUUUCAACACACUCCAGCCCUCCUGUGCUGCGGGGGGAGUGGUGCAGUGGGUCCAGGCAGCAGCAAGGCACCACAGCAGUGCUUCAGCUGCCCCUCCAAGGGGCCUGGUCUGCUCUGGGGGGUCUCUGCCCUACCAGGAGCUCUGCAUCCCUGGGGAGCACAGCCGAGGCAGACACUUCCCAAUCCUUGCCACCACCCUGGAUCUGAUCCCACUGAGGCUCCAGUGGGUUCCCAUCUCCUCCCUCCUGGUAUUUGCCCAUCUCUCUCUUUCCUCUCCCAGGGCUGCAGAUUUAAGCCUGUAAUUAAGAGCCAGGCUGAGAAACUCAGGAAAAAAAAAAUCACAAGAAAAGCUCUAUUGAAUGUCCACAUUUCACCCCCAUCCCGUGGCCCCAGCCAGUGGCAGGGUGCUGGCAUGUGAUGGGGCCAGGGCACAGCUUGGGAAGCUCUGGGGACAGGUACAUUUUGCACAUGACUGCUCAGGAAACCAGGGACAGAGUCGGCAAAGGGGGCUGGGGGCAAGCAUGGGGCAGGGACCCCCCUGCAACACCCCCAGCACCACUGGCAGCUGGAGUGGCCAAUGCUGCUGGGGUGACAUAUCCAAGUGGGCCAGAAGUCAACUGUGGGACAGAGGUUGGCCAUGGGAUGGAGAUUGGCCAUGGGAUCAAGAUCCUAAUUUCCCUGGCUGGAGGAACAUGCUCUUCCUGGGGCUCUUCCUGCCUGAGUGCUCGUCUCUGGCCGCUCUCUCCCUGCUCCCUCUGGCUGCAGCUAUUCCCCUGGGAAGGCAGUGGAUUCCCGGGAAGAGUCUGGCUGGCAGACAGCCCUGCCCCGGGGUGGGGGCCGCCAAGGUGCCAACUAUGGAAUGCUGUACUUUUUAUCUCGCCAGCUUGGUAAAGUGGUCCCUGCUGCCUGA
Serinus canaria (Common canary) is the source of this 7341-nucleotide messenger RNA. RefSeq names its product NHS like 2 (gene NHSL2). Gene Ontology annotation, biological process: cell differentiation. The record is from RefSeq and is a predicted model, not a curated record. The transcript is spliced from 8 exons. Bases 1796 to 5107 code for a protein of 1103 amino acids. NCBI's taxonomy places the organism in Eukaryota, Metazoa, Chordata, Aves, Passeriformes, Fringillidae.